Salvia miltiorrhiza (redroot sage) is the source of this 956-nucleotide messenger RNA. Its product is annotated as late embryogenesis abundant protein At1g64065-like. Bases 44 to 715 code for a protein of 223 amino acids. Lineage: Eukaryota; Viridiplantae; Streptophyta; Magnoliopsida; Lamiales; Lamiaceae. The transcript has 2 exons. The record is from RefSeq and is a predicted model, not a curated record.
AGAAAAAUAUUCCUCCAAAAAAAAAAAAUCCAAUUCUCUACAAAUGGUGGAAACGUCCGAGCAAAUCCGGCCGCUCGCCCCUGCCUCGGAGCGCCCCACCAGCAGCGACGACGAGGCCGGCGCCACCGCCGUCGGCGGCGGCCGCCGCAGGCGGCAGCAACUGCUCCGCUGCUGCGGCUGCUGCGGCGCGGUCGUCCUCCUCCAGGCCGUCGUGAUCGUGAUCCUGAUCUUCACCGUGUUCAAGGUGAAGGAUCCGGUGAUCCGGCUGAACGGCGUGACGGUGGACCGGCUGGAUCUGAUCAACGGCACCGCCACGCCGCGGCCGGGCAGCAACAUGUCGCUGACCGCCGACGUGUCGGUGAAGAACCCCAACUUCGCGUCGUUCCGGUACCCGGAGACGACGUCGGCGCUGUUCUACCGCGGCGCGGCGAUCGGCGAGGCGCGCGGCCCCGCGGGGCGGGCGCGCGCGCGGCGCACGGCGAGGAUGAACGUGACGGUGGAGGUGAUCGCGGAUCGGGUGCUGGCGCAGCCGGAUCUCGGGUCGGAUAUCAACUCGGGGCUCCUGACGCUGGGCAGCUACACGGAGGUUGGCGGGAAGGUGAAGAUCCUGAUGGUGAAGAAGCACGUGAGGGUCACGAUGAACUGCUCGUUGACGGUCAACGUCACCAGCCAGGCUAUACAGGGGCAGAAGUGUAAGCGGAAGGUCAAAUUCUAGUCAGAGUAUAUUAUUUGCUGUGUGAUUCUAUAUUUUAAUUUAAUUUUGUUUACUAUGUAUAUAUAGGUGAUCGGUUCUGAUAUAUACACACACAUGCUUUUUUUUUUGGUUAGCGAGUUAGAUUGGAAUGAUAGAAUUCCAUUUAUAUGAAAUAGGAGAGUUUUAAUUUGAUUUUAUCGGGUUUUCAUGCAUGUACGUAUCUUUUUAUUAAGCAAAUUAAUACAGCCCUUGAUUUACUGUU